CAACAGAAAAAAUCUAUUAUCUUCAAACCUUUCGACCAAGUGGUCCAUCUCCUUAAGAGUCAAUCUAUAUUCCACGUUACGAGCUCACCAAUAGCAUGACUUCCCUCGGAUCUACCCCAGUGGGGCUGAUAUCAUAUUUAGCGCGAACCUCCUCAACCUCACCUCUAACUGUCUUCAUCAAGAUUCAGCCAAAAUGUCCGACAAACCUCGAUACUUUCCCAACGACUCACCUACACUUGCCAAAGUCUCCGAUCCUCGAUCAGAGCUUAUCCACUCGCUCACAACCAUCAUCCUAGGUGCGCCACCGCAAAAUCCAUGGAAUGGCCAAUAUAAGGGGCUGUUCACCGGCCCCACAUCAAUCGCUUACGUCUUUCUCUGGCUGAGCAAAACACAUCCAGAUUUGGUCAUCGAGGGAAAAAGUGGGAAAGAAUGGUGUUUAGAGUAUCUGGAUUGUGGCUCUGAUCAAAUUGCUUUGAUUCCCGAGGGAAUCAAGAUGGGUUUCAAGAAUGAGUAUGUGGCGAGUCGGGCGGUGAGAGCUGCUAUCACGAAGGAUAUGUCGGUUGUGGACGAAGUGCUUGCGGGCGUGAGGAAAAUGCAUGAAGUUAUUGGAGAGGGAGAAAAUGAGCUAUUCGAUGGGAGGGCAGGGACGCUGGUUUUGUUGAGGACGGUGAGGUUCUGGGUUCCUGAGAGUAAGGAGAGGGUAAAUGAGGUGAUGAGGAUGUUGUGUGAACAUAUCAUUCCGAGGAGGCCUUGGACUUGGCAUAAAGGAUCGGAGUUUUUGGGUGCGGCUCACGGGUUGGCUGGGAUUGUGUUGCAGAUUGUGCUUUGCGAUCUGGGUUUUGAGGAGAAGCUUGAGAGUUCGGUGGAAGAGUUGUUGGAUCAGCAGGAGGAAGAUGGGAAUUGGUAUAUCAUGAUGGGGUCAAGCGACAAAGGAGGAUACGUGCAAUGGUGCCACGGAAGUCCUGGAGUGCUGGUCUCGCUGCUUCCUAUCAGAGAUCGUUUUCCGCGUCUGAAGGAGAAACUUGAUAUGGCUAUCGAAAAGGGACGGAAGAAUGUCUGGGAGAAGGGUCUUCUGGUCAAGGAGCCGUGUCUAUGUCAUGGAAUCUCGGGAAAUAUGCUAGUGUUCGAGAAGGAUGAGAGGGAACAUUUUAUGAGCUAUGCUACUUGGGAACGAGUUCAGCAAGGCAUCAAGGAUGGCUCCGUCAUCGAGGCGAAUGACCAUCGUUAUGGCUUAUUGUUUGGUGAGCCGGGAAGAGCUUGGGCUUGGAUGGUUGUGGAUACGGGUGAGAACUUGGGAUGUCCUGCUUACUCGGCGGAUGUUUGACCGAGGUGUCGCCUACUAAAAGAAGAGACAUAUAUCAGUUUUCCGACCCCCUUUUCCGUCCUCGUUUGCGCUGCCGAGGCCCUCAUGACCCAACAAUGCCAGCAGUCAUCAAUGCCCCAACACUUUUCGAAUAGUUCCCUCUCUUAAAAGAAAGAUUC
Messenger RNA from Mollisia scopiformis, 1482 nucleotides. RefSeq lists its product as uncharacterized. Bases 194 to 1324 code for a protein of 376 amino acids. Gene Ontology annotation, biological process: carbohydrate metabolic process; peptide modification. NCBI's taxonomy places the organism in Eukaryota, Fungi, Ascomycota, Leotiomycetes, Helotiales, Mollisiaceae. Gene Ontology annotation, cellular component: plasma membrane. The record is from RefSeq and is a predicted model, not a curated record. The transcript has a single exon.